AUGCCGAGCUCCAACAUGGACGACAACAUGAGCGUCCACUCACGCCCGGACGCCGACGAUGAUGAUGAUCACAAUGGCCCUGAUCAUCCGCGCAAGCGCCAGCGCGUUCGUCUCAGCUGCCUCGAGUGCCGCCGCCGCAAGCUCUCCUGUGACAGGGGCUACCCGUGCCAGCGAUGUCUCAAGAGCGGCACGCCUGACCGCUGCACCUAUGAGACAAAGUCGGGCGUCGUCAUGAACGCCAGCGCCGGCGUGCCCCCGGCCUUUGCCCAGCUCGACUCCCGCCGCCACGGCCUCGGCCUCGGCCUCGGUCACGGCCACGGUCACGGUCACGGCGGCCCCGACAUGUCCGUCACCAGCAGCGGCGCCUCGGACGCCUGCGUGCGGGACGCCGCCGCCACCAAGGACCACGACAGGAUCCGCAGGCUCGAGCUCGAGGUCGCCCAGCUCAAGGGCCAGCUCACCCACCACCACCACCAGAACGGGUCCUCGUUUGACGGCAGCACCGUCGCCGCCUCCAACUCGCCGCUGACGGACAAGAACGCCUGCGAGAGCCCCUCGGAUCCCGACGCCGACCAGGUCCAUCCCGCCUGCUAUGGCUUCACCGAGAACGAAAAGGCCGAGCUGCGCUUCUUCCGUGGCAAGGAGUUCCGGACCCGGUACUUUGGCCCGCACAACGCCACAAUGGCCUUCCUCGAGCUCGGUGGCCUGUGCCCGUUCAUGCAGGAGACGGCCGACGAGUGGCUGCGCCCCGCCGCGGCGCACGACCUCAAGGACCGCAAGAAGAGGAAGGAGGACCGCGAGCGCCUGUUCCUCGAGCGCGACCUCGAGCUCGAGGCCCUCGUGCCGCCGCGUGCCGAGACGGACGCCCUCGUCGAGGUCUACCUGAGCCAGUUUGAGCAGGUCCACCGCAUCGUCCACAUUCCCACCUUCCGCCGUGAGUACGCCCGCUUCUGGGAGAACGCGGCCGACGAGAGCCGCCAUGCCGCCUUCACCGCCAUGCUGCUCGCCAUGAUCGCCAUCGCCAACUGCCUCCACACCCACGACAGGCCGCGCUUCACCGGCAUGCUCUCCAACGCCCACAACACGGCCCACAAGUGGAUCGAGGUCGUCGAGCGCUGGCAGGCGCGCCAGAGCAUGAAGCACCGCCGCCUCAUCCACUACCAGAUCGCCUGCCUCCUCUACCUCGGCAAGCGCAUCAACACGGUCAAGAAGAAGCGCUUCUGGACCAACUCGGGCGCCCUCAUCCAGGACGGCAUCUCGGUCGGCCUGCACCGCGACCCCGGCCACAUGGGCGGCCGCAUCUCGCUCUACAACCAGGAGAUGCGGCGCCGCAUCUGGGCCACCGUCCAGGAGUUCGACAUCCAGGCGAGCUUCGACCACGGCCUGCCGACGCUGCUGAGCCAGCUGCACUACGACGUCGGCGCGCCGCGGAACCUCGACGACGAGGACUUUGACGAGGAGACGACCCAGCUGCCGCCGUCCAAGCCCGCCAAGGACUACACCUACUCGUCCUACCAGAACCUCGCCCGCCAGAGCCUGCCGCUGCGCAUGGAGCUCAGCCGCCUCCUCUGCGGCCCGCCCGGCGACCUCGACUACGAGCAGGUCAUCCGCUUCACCAACGACAUCACGCGCGAGAUCGACUCGCUGCCGUCGUGGGAGACGGACGGCGCCAACAGCCAGAACGGCAAGCGGCCCCUGCUCGCCUACACGCUCCUCCACAUCCAGCUGCGCCAGUACAUCAUCCCCCUGCACCAGCGCUUCAUCAAGCUCCGCAAGGCCAACCCCAAGUACCAGUACUCGGAGAUCAUCUACUACAACGCCGCCCGCGACAUCGUCCUCCUCCACGACAAGCUCUACGACCAGGGCGUGCGCUGCCUCAACUUUCUGCGCGAGGACGCCCUCACGACCGCGGUCAACCUCUGCAAGGUCACCAUGCUGCAGCCCCGCGGCUCGACCCACAUGAUCAUGAUCAACUCGGCCCACACGGUCAAGCUGCUCGAGCGCUGCCUCGUCAUGAAGGAAGACCGCCUCAUGCGGUGCGGCAACAACGAGCCCUGGGGCUACUCCAUCAUGUGCGCCGCCCUCGGCCUGCUCGAGGUCCAUCUCACCAUCAAGACGGCCGAGCAAGCCAAGGCCGCGUCGGCCGAGCGUUUCGUCAACCUGCACUACAAGCUCCUCUCGUAUCAGGACCCGCCCAUGUCCUCCACAUCCUCGGCGUCGGCGUCGGCCGCCGCCGCCGCCGCCGCCUCAGCAACCGAGGCAGCGCGGCUGCCGGGCCUCGAAGUGCCCGAGCGGGCCAAGUCCGUCACGCCCUUCUCGUUCCCCGGGUUCCCGGCCUCGCAGGGCGGCGCGGCUGGUCUCGCGGAGGGCCCUGCCGCCAUGCCCAUGACGUGGAUGCCCUCGGCCGUCGAUCCGGCGGCCCAGGCUUUCAACCCAGACUUUAGCAUGGAGACGCUGGGCUUGAACUUGAACGAGCUGUGGGGCGAGUCGUGGGACUUUAGCUAG
Molecule: messenger RNA, 2505 nt
Organism: Verticillium nonalfalfae
Lineage: Eukaryota; Fungi; Ascomycota; Sordariomycetes; Glomerellales; Plectosphaerellaceae
Exons: 4
Coding region: 1-2505 (834 amino acids)
Biological process (GO): DNA-templated transcription; regulation of transcription by RNA polymerase II
Cellular component (GO): nucleus
Molecular function (GO): RNA polymerase II cis-regulatory region sequence-specific DNA binding; zinc ion binding; DNA-binding transcription activator activity, RNA polymerase II-specific
Source: RefSeq, a predicted model, not a curated record